Molecule: messenger RNA, 748 nt
Organism: Rubroshorea leprosula
Lineage: Eukaryota; Viridiplantae; Streptophyta; Magnoliopsida; Malvales; Dipterocarpaceae
Source: the annotation of a GenBank genome assembly
ACCGUUUGGAGGGAACAUUGUGAGUUCCAAAAUUUCUGAAUUUGAUAUUUUUGGUGAUUAUGAGUGUAGUUGAGAGUUAAUGGAGGAGUUGACUUGGAAUGUGGAUGAAUUAUUCUAUUAUUAUUUGAAUUCAUGUCUCUGGAACUUAGCUAUGUACUAGCCCCUUUGUAGAUGUUGUUGAUUUGUAGAUAGAGAGUAAUAGCUGGCAAAAUAUUUAUUGAUUCUAAACUUUUAAAUCUGUUGCAGCUGAUCUUGUUUGUUGUUCCCUUUUCAGGGCCUGUUAUGGUGUUUUGAGAUUUAUCAUGGAGAGUGGUGCAAAGGGAUGUGAGGUUAUUGUUAGUGGAAAGCUUAGGGCACAACGUGCCAAAUCCAUGAAGUUCAAGGAUGGAUAUAUGAUCUCUUCUGGCCAUCCCAUGAAUGAAUACAUUGACUCUGCUAUUCGACAUGUUCUUUUGCGACAGGGAGUACUUGGUAUCAAGGUCAGGAUCAUGCUGGAUUGGGAUCCUAAGGGCAAACAAGGUCCUACAACUCCUUUGCCUGAUUUGGUUACAAUCCACGCUCCCAAGGAUGAGGAAGACUACAUCCGGCCUACUGUUAUUCCGACUGAGAUUGACCUUCCAGUGAAUUAAGCCAUAUUGCUUACUUAUAAUCUGAAUUUCAUUGUUUGUUUUAUUUUAUUUCAACUUUUUGGAGAUAUUGAGUGAUUAGUUUUUAUUAUUGCCAAUGUUAGGCUCCCAAGGAUGUUCUU